This is a messenger RNA of Myodes glareolus (Bank vole), 3668 nucleotides long. Lineage: Eukaryota; Metazoa; Chordata; Mammalia; Rodentia; Cricetidae. The record is from RefSeq and is a predicted model, not a curated record.
AUUGAAUUCUCAAAAUAAUCUUAAAGGCUGUUGUUGUUUUCCUUAUAGCUGAAACAAUUGAAGCCCCAAGAUGCACUGCUGGAAAUGGUAAAGCUGGAUGAAGAAAUUGAAAUCCAGAUUAUUUGAACUAGAUACUAUCUUAAUGGUGGAACCAGGGUACGCAGUUGGACGUUGACGGCGUCACUUCAGAAUCUAUACUUGUGUCUACUACGUUGUACAGAUCCUUCAAUAAGCUCCAAAAUAUGAGUCGUGGGUAUCCAGAAAACAAUAAUUUCCUGAAUAAUAAUAACCAAAUGGUAUUAGAUAUGAUCCUUUAUCCAUUAAUUGGAGUCCCUCAGACCAUCAACUGGGAAGCUGUGGCAAGACUUGUACCUGGACUAACAUCCAAAGAGUGUGCAAAAAGGUUUGAUGAGCUGAAGAGCAGCGGAAGCUCACCUGUUGACAACCAGUACAACCCCUUAAUGGCGGCUGGGGAGGGUCCUGUGGAGUCUUUAGCCACUUACAUUAAAUCUUCACUUCUGGAAACACAAGGAGAUUUUCAAGAGACUCCAGUUGAUCAAGAUACAGUUUCCAAAGCAGGGAGACAUAGCAUAGCUUCCACAAGGAAUUGUUCUUCAGAAAGUGAAAAUUGCGCUACUCGUAACGCUGGAGAAAUGACUGAAGAACCUGGAGGGCCAAACAUGGUGAUCCACGUAUGUGAUGAAGCAAAAAGCUUGAAAGAAGAUUUUAUUUGUCCACGAGAUCUUUUAAUAUCAGAAAUGAAGUACUUUGCUGAAUAUUUAUCUAUGGAUGCCCAGCGCUGGGAAGAGGUGGACAUUUCUGUUCAUUGUGAUGUUCAUAUUUUCAACUGGCUGAUAAAAUAUGUCAAAAGGAACACUAAGGAGAAUAAGGAUUGUGAGAUUCCCACUUUAGAGCCAGGAAAUGUCAUUUCAAUUCUCAUUUCUUCAGAAUUCCUGAAGAUGGAUUCAUUAGUUGAACAAUGUAUUCAGUAUUGCCACAGAAAUAUGAAUGCCAUAGUAGCUGCCCCAUGUAACAUGAAUUGUAUCAAUGCAAACCUCCUCACACGCAUAGCUGAUCUGUUCACACACAAUGAAAUUGAUGACUUAAAGGACAAAAAAGAUAAAUUUAGGAGUAAACUUUUUUGUAAGAAGAUUGAAAGACUGUUUGAUCCUGAGUACGUCAAUCCAGAUUCUCGAAACAAUGCAGCAACAUUAUACAGGUGUUGUUUGUGUAAGAAACUGUUAACCAGAGAAACGGAGAGGAGAAUCCCUUGCAUCCCUGGAAAAAUCAAUGUGGACCGACAUGGAAAUAUUAUCUAUGUCCACAUAAGAGAUAAAACCUGGGACGUACAUGAGUAUUUGAACAGUCUUUUUGAAGAAUUAAAAUCUUGGAGAGAUGUGUAUUGGCGCUUGUGGGGAACGCUCAACUGGCUGACUUGUUCCAGGUGUUGCCAGGCUUUUCUCUGCACUGAGUUCUCCCACUGUCAGUACCACUCGGAAGUGGUGGUUUAUUCCACCACCUUGAGCCCCCUGAGCUCGGUGGGCACGGGCGUCUACCCCUGCUGUAACCAGAAGGUUCUUCGGUUCGAUCCCACUCAGCUCACAAAGGGCUGUAAGGUGAGGGACCACAUGGUUAUUCUUCAUGAUCAAGGAGAAAGUGAUGAUGCAUCGUCUUGUCCGACUACUAGAAUACUGGACGAUCUAUACAAGCACAGGGAUGUCAUUCUUGUGCCUUUUCUUAAAGAUGCGGCUAGUGAUCCUGGGGCUGGCUCCUGUGAUGAGAAGGGCCUGGAAUAUGAUGUUCUACUGGAACCAAAUACACCAUGGGGCCCCAAAAUGGGGGAGCUCAAUGCUUUCUUAUCACUGAAAAACUGGACGCUGCAGUUGAAACAGCAGUCGCUGUUCUCAGAAGAGGAAGAGUACACCACUGGAUCCGAGGUCACUGAGGAUGAAGUUGGUGAUGAAGAAGAAGUGACCAAGAAACAAAGGAAAAGGGAAAAGCCGAAGAAGUUCACUAAGCAGCCAAAAAAGCAGCUGUCUUCACCCUGCUCUCAAAAGAAAGAAAAGGCGCUGGAGAAGUCAACUUCUAGAGAUGUGUCUCCUUUCGUUGUGAGCAUACAGAAGAAUAAGUGGGACGCCACAAGAUCCUUGAGGUUCAACCAGGACGCACAAAGAGAAGAUGAUCAGCGGCGGAUGUCUGAAAUUACAGGGCAUCUAAUAAAAAUGAGAUUGGGUGACUUGGACCGAGUCAAAUCAAAGGAAUCAAAAGAAUUUGCAGGAGGUAUCUACUCUAGGCUUGAAGCUCAAGUCAAAGCCUCCGCGCCUGGCAGUGCCCGGCAGAACAGCGCAGACAAAAACCCCAGUUGUCACUAUGCUUUAAUCCACCCAGCCACCCAGGAUGAACACAGCCUCAUUGCCUAGAUUUGCAAGUUCCUACUUUCCCACCUUCUCCUCUUACUGGCCACAUCCCAGCUACCUGUUCUUCCCAAUGAGUAAGUGCAUUUUCACUUCUAUGUGAGCUAUUCCCGCAGUCUGCAAGGCUGUCUGAGAACCACAUUUGGGUUAGAUGUCACUGUCUCGUGGGGAUCCUUUCCACUGCCAGUGUAAACAACACUCCCAUCCUGUCAGAGUUUGCUUCUGCCAGUGUCUGACAUGUGUGUGGCGUCUCCCAGUGUAAAGCCUGAGCCCCAGUCUGACUACCUUAGUGUGUCACAGUGUACAGUGAUUAGAAGAUGACACCAAGCUGCGUCUCUCUGGAGGUCACCGUGGUUGUCCCAACAUGGCAGCAAUGUCCUUCGCCUCAUCUAGAUUCUCAUCAUCUCAGGAUGGGUCACUCAGAGUUCCCUGUAGACCCACACUGAGUUCUGCUAGAACCUGCCAAAAUCAGCUUAAGUUAUAAGCAGAGUGGCUGUCCACAUAAGCCACAGUUGUGACCAUGUGACCUCUCAACAGCUUCUACACGUGGGUGCUUGUGUGAUGAAUAGACAGGCGCCGUGGCAUUUUCAAGGAAGAGGCCGUGAACCUAUAGGCCUCUCUCAGUCUCACCACAGUGAUUAUUUAUGGAGCUUCCGUCUUCCUCCUUUGAGAUGGAGUCGCUCACUCACUUGGAGCUUGCCAUCUUUCUGGUCUAUGAGAGACCCAGCACUACAAUUCCAGGUAGACACAGCCAUAUUCAGAUGUUUAUAUGGGUUCCGGGGAUCUGAACUCAGGUCCUUGUGAUUGCUAAACAAGCCGUCGAGCUAAUCCACCAAAGUGAGCCUCAUGUGACUUUUUCAGACAGAGUUUCUCUGUGUAGCCCUAGCUGUCCUGGAACUAGCUCUGUAGACCAGGCUGGCCUUGAACUCACAGAGAUCUGACUUCCUCUGCCUCCUGAUUGCUGAGAUUAAAGGUGUGCUCCACAACCACCUAGCACAUACAAUCAUUUUCUACCCUUAUAUUUCAUCCACCUUUUUUUCUUACAUUUUUAUAAAAAUAAUAUGUAAAGUUUGGGAAGUGGGUCAGUUGGUACUUGAUGCAUAAGAAAAAAGAUCAGAGUUCAAUCCCCAGAAUCUGUGUAGAAAAACUAGGUAUGAUGUCGGGCUUGUGUUUGUAAUCUCAGCAACUGGGGAGACAGGGAAAGGCAAUUCCCCGGGACUCAAUAGCCAGUCAAGCCAGCCUUCUAUUGAGAGA